AUGGAUUCGGCACAGAACACAGUCCUGUCCUUCCUCGGCACCAGCCGUCCCAGCUGCAAAGUACACACACCCGACUCUCCACACUACGAAGACCUACGAAAGACAUACGUCAACUCGAGCGCCCGCCCCUUUGCCAUUGCGCGACCCCAAAAGGCCGAGGACGUCCAAUCGCUAGUUCGGGCUUGCCGCGAAAAUGGUGUCGACUUCAGUAUUCGAACGGGCGGACACAAUUGCGUGGGCCGGGCGCUGGUCGACAACGCUUUGACGAUCGAUAUGCGCGAAAUUGACUACGUCAAGGUCAGCGAGGAUAAGAAAACGGCCAGGGUAGGUGGCGGUGUGCUUCUGGGUGGAUUGCUGAAGGCCUUGGGGGAGCAUGGCCUGGUCACACCAUCAGGUUCAGUGGCCUCCGUCGGCUAUGUUGGAUGGAGCACACUUGGUGGUUACGGUCCUCUCUCGAGCCUUCACGGUCUCGGUGUUGAUCAGAUUGUGGGCGCCAAGAUUGUGAAUGACAAAGGCGAUAUUGUCGACGCCGAGGCAGACCUGCUCAAGGGCAUACGGGGAGCCGGUCCGAUAUUCGGCCCCAUCGUUGAACUCACGAUCAAAGUGUACCCGCUGGAUAAGAUCUUCGCUAUGGACUUCCCCGGCGCCGGUAAGGUUUUGUCUGCUAUUCCGACCUGGGCCUCGGAAGAUCACGAUGAGGGACGUAAAUGGAUCGAGAAAGUGGCCAGUCUGGGCACAUGUAUCAUGAACACGACGGAUGCAAAGACGCCUGCGACGUACGCAGAGGAUAACGAAAAGCUCGCGCCCUACGGCGUGUACGGACGUUCUUUCACGCUCAAUGUCAGGGAGUUCACGGAGGAAACCUCCAGGGUAUUGGCCGAGUACAGCGAGCAAGUUCCUAGCGGGAAUUGCAUGAUCUCCGUCCAUAGCCUCCGCCUGCCCAAAGAGAACGAGGACUCGGUGUUUGGGGCACGAGAGGUCCACCACAUGGUUGAAAUGGUGUCCAUGGGUGUUGACCCGGCUCUGGAAGCACAGGCAACCACAUGGGGCCAGGCGCUACAGAACGCACUGCGUGAGAGGGAUUCGGGCAACAUCCUCGACAGCGCAUAUAUCUCGCUUCUCGACUAUGACGAUGCUAACGUCGAAAAGAUUUACAACAAGCAUCUGGACACCCUGGUCGGCUUGAAGAAGAAAUAUGACCCGGAGAAUGUGUUUCACCAUGCAGCACCGAGAUUGCUAGUCCAGUAG
This is a messenger RNA of Emericellopsis cladophorae, 1248 nucleotides long. RefSeq names its product 6-hydroxy-D-nicotine oxidase. Lineage: Eukaryota; Fungi; Ascomycota; Sordariomycetes; Hypocreales; Bionectriaceae. The coding region runs from base 1 to 1248 and encodes 415 amino acids. The transcript is spliced from 3 exons. Gene Ontology annotation, molecular function: oxidoreductase activity; FAD binding. The record is from RefSeq and is a predicted model, not a curated record.